AUGUCGUUCGUUCAGAAAAGACUACUGUCUCAGACAGUUUUUCUACGCUCUCAAGUGGGAUCUUCACCACUUUAUAUAUUGCCUGGAGUUCAAAUUUCGAUAAGUGCAUUGCCCAUACCCAGGAUUAUUAGAAAGGGUAGAACAUCACUGAAUAUAUCACAAAAUAUUAUAGUUACGGGUCCCAAGGGAAAACUUUCCAUGGAGGUACCCGAUUUUUUGGAGUUGGACAGAGAUGAAAAGCAUGGUAAAAUGAACGUUGUGGUCCAGAAUUCAGAGGAUAAGCAUCAGCGUUCCAUGUGGGGUACAGUAAGAUCGCUUAUAAACAACCAUAUCAUUGGUGUUACUGAGGGACAUCUUGCCGUUCUUAGAUUUGUAGGGACAGGUUAUAGGGCCCAAUUAGAGAAUGAUGGGAAAUUUGUCAAUGUUAAAGUUGGUGCAUCUAUCAAACAAGGGUUGAAUGUUCCUGAAGGUAUUGUUGUCAAAUCACCUGCUCCUACAUCUCUGAUUGUUGAAGGAUGUGAUAAACAACAAGUUCUUCUCUUUGCUGCCAAAUUGAGGAAAUUUCACCCACCAGAACCGUAUAAGGGUAAAGGAAUAUAUGUUAAUGGUGAAACGAUAAAACUAAAGGAUAAGAAAAUCAAAUAG
This is a messenger RNA of Saccharomyces mikatae IFO 1815, 645 nucleotides long. RefSeq names its product mitochondrial 54S ribosomal protein uL6m (gene MRPL6). The coding region runs from base 1 to 645 and encodes 214 amino acids. Lineage: Eukaryota; Fungi; Ascomycota; Saccharomycetes; Saccharomycetales; Saccharomycetaceae. The transcript has a single exon. Gene Ontology annotation, molecular function: rRNA binding; structural constituent of ribosome. Gene Ontology annotation, cellular component: mitochondrial large ribosomal subunit; ribosome. Gene Ontology annotation, biological process: translation. The record is from RefSeq and is a predicted model, not a curated record.